This is a messenger RNA of Cicer arietinum (chickpea), 1652 nucleotides long. NCBI's taxonomy places the organism in Eukaryota, Viridiplantae, Streptophyta, Magnoliopsida, Fabales, Fabaceae. The record is from RefSeq and is a predicted model, not a curated record.
AAUUUUCUGUUUCCAAUCUUACUACUCUUUUCCCCUUAAUCAUUUUUUUUAUAAUUUUUAUAAAAAAUAAACUGCAAGUGAAUAAUGUGAUUUUUCGGACAAAAAAUGGAGUUUGUCCAAAGUCUUUGUGGGUGUAUUUUGCUGACUUAGAGGUCAUGAAAAUUAAUGUGAACGUACUUUGAGGCGGCAAUUAUCAUAUAAAAAGAGGCUUUAUGCGUUGUUGACCAUGUAAUGUAAUGUAACAUAUAAUAAGUCUGCUUCAAGUUGAAGUGGUCAUCAACAUGAUUAUUAGCAAUGGCAGUGAAGAACCAAGAAAGCCAGAGGGAAAAUUCAAAGCAAUGGUAGUUUGUUUCAUCCUAGGACUUGGUGUCCUUGUUUCAUGGAACAGCAUGUUGACCAUAGGAGAUUACUAUUACCAAUUGUUUCCAAAAUACCAUCCUUCAAGGGUACUUACAUUGGUUUAUCAACCAUUUGCAAUUGGAAUAAUGCUAAUAUUGACAUACCAUGAGUCAAAGAUCAAUACUAGAUUGCGGAAUUUGGCUGGAUACACUCUUUUCUUUGUUAGCAUUUUCUUGGUUCUUAUUUUGGAUCUAGCAACAUCAGGGAAAGGUGGACUUGGACCUUACAUUGGUGUUUGUCUGCUAUCCGCUUGUUUUGGAGUCGCCGAUGCUUUUGUCGAAGGCGGCAUGGUUGGAGAUCUGUGUUUUAUGUGUCCUGAGUUUAUGCAGUCUUUCCUUGCUGGUAUGGCAGCAUCAGGUGGUCUAAUUUCUUCACUCAGAAUGCUGACCAAAUUAGCUUUCGAAAAAUCUGACAACGGCCUUCGCAAGGGAGCUAUACUAUUCUUUGCAAUCUCUACAUUCAUAGAGUUUGUUUGUAUUUUCCUGUAUGCAAUCUACUUCACCAAGUUGCCAAUAGUGAAAUACUACCGUUCAAAAGCAGCCUCAGAAGGAUCAAAAACUGUUGCAGCUGACUUAGCUGCUGCUGGCAUUCAAACAAACACUAAUGAUCAAAUUGGUGAUGAUAACAAACAAGUGAAAAGGCUGAGUAACAAACAAUUAUUUCUUGAGAACAUUGAUUAUGCAGCUGACUUAUUUUUUAUAUAUUCAAUAACACUAUCAAUCUUCCCUGGAUUUUUGUAUGAAAAUACUGGACAACAUCAAUUAGGCACAUGGUACCCAACUGUUUUGAUUGCUAUGUAUAAUGUAUUGGAUGUCAUAGGAAGAAAUAUUCCCCUUGUGGAAUGGUUAAAGAUGGAAUCAAGGAAGGGUCUAUUGAUAGCAAUCCUUUCUAGAUUCUUGUUGAUCCCAGCAUUCUACUUUACUGCAAAAUAUGGUGACCAAGGAUAUAUGAUCUUUCUUGUAUCAUUCUUGGGACUCACCAAUGGUUAUCUCACUGUCUGUGUUAUGACAGUGGCACCAAGAGGUUACAAGGACAUAUACCCUCUCUUGAUCAACUCUUCUUCAUUAACAUUCCUUAAUUUCAAGUUUGAAGGUUUUUCAGCUUCUCAUGCCAACCUUUUAGGCCUUCUUUAUUUAUUUUUUUGUCUUUGGUGGAAAAAAAUAACAUGUUUACCACAAAAUGAUGUUGCUGUUGAAAUUUUAAUUAGUUGCACAAAAUAUUUUCUUAUUGUUAUGUAAUAAAACUAUAAUUAU